CUGGGUGACACCUCCGGAACGCCGGGCUGGGGGGACGGAGCUGGAGCUGCCCGCCUGGAGCGCAGGAGUGGGAAGGACCGCUUGCUUGCGCGGAGCGGUGGGCGCUGAGCGCCCGGCCCGGGAGCCACCCGGGGAAGGUGUCCUGUGACGGCCCUUGAUCAGAAAGGCUGCAAGUCAUGUAAGAGCCGCAGUAACUGCAGAGUCUCUCAUGGAUAAUUGGAUUGGGAGUAAUAUGUGGGAGGCUGUGGACUAUUUGCUUCCGACAUAGGAACAGCAUUGGGUUGGGAUUCUGCACUCCUGGGAGAAUGCUGGGAAUCUGCAGAGGGCGACGGAAAUUCCUGGCUGCCUCUCUGACCAUCCUUUUUGUCCCAGCCAUUACAUGGAUUUAUCUGUUUGCUGGGAAUUUUGAAGAUGGGAAGCCGGUGUCGCUGUCCCCGCUGGAGUCGCAGCCCCACAGCCCCCGGUACACGGCGUCGAGCCAGCGGGAGCGCGAGAGCCUGGAGGUGCGCGUGCGGGAGGUGGAGGAGGAGAACCGCGUGCUGCGCAAGCAGCUCAGCCUGGCCCAGGGCCGCGGCCCCGCGCACCACCGCGGCAACCACUCCAAAACCUACUCCAUGGAAGAGGGCACGGGCGACAGCGAGAGCCUGCGGGCCGGCAUCGUGGCAGGCAACAGCUCCGAGUGCGGCCAGCAGCCCGUGGUGGAGAAGUGUGAGACUAUCCACGUUGCCAUUGUCUGUGCAGGGUACAAUGCCAGUCGGGAUGUUGUCACGCUUGUCAAGUCUGUCUUAUUUCACAGGCGAAACCCACUCCACUUCCACCUCAUCGCAGAUGCAAUUGCCAAACAGAUCCUGGCAACUCUGUUCCAGACAUGGAUGGUCCCUGCUGUGCGCAUAGACUUCUAUGAUGCAGAUGAGCUCAAGUCUGAAGUGUCUUGGAUCCCCAACAAACACUACUCUGGGAUUUACGGGCUGAUGAAGUUGGUUCUGACUAAGACUCUACCUUCCAAUCUUGAGCGAGUCAUUGUCCUCGACACAGACAUUACAUUUGCCACUGACAUUGCUGAGCUAUGGGCCGUCUUUCACAAGUUCAAAGGGCAGCAAGUUCUUGGCUUGGUGGAGAACCAGAGUGAUUGGUAUUUGGGCAAUCUCUGGAAGAACCAUCGGCCCUGGCCAGCGCUUGGGAGGGGCUACAACACAGGGGUGAUCUUGCUGCUCCUCGAUAAAUUGCGGAAGAUGAAGUGGGAGCAGAUGUGGAGACUGACGGCGGAGCGGGAGCUGAUGAGCAUGCUGUCCACUUCACUGGCUGACCAGGAUAUCUUCAAUGCAGUCAUCAAACAAAAUCCCUUCCUUGUCUACCAGCUCCCAUGUUUCUGGAAUGUGCAGCUUUCUGAUCACACCCGUUCUGAGCAGUGCUACAGAGAUGUAUCUGACCUGAAGGUGAUUCACUGGAACUCACCGAAGAAGCUGCGAGUGAAAAACAAGCAUGUGGAGUUUUUCCGCAACCUCUACCUGACAUUCCUGGAAUAUGAUGGGAAUUUGCUGAGACGGGAACUCUUUGGCUGCCCCAGUGAAGCAGAUGUUAACAGUGAGAAUCUCCAGAAGCAGCUGUCUGAGCUGGACGAGGAUGACCUGUGCUAUGAAUUCCGUCGGGAACGCUUCACCGUCCAUCGCACUCAUCUGUAUUUCCUCCAUUACGAGUAUGAGCCUGCUUCAGACAACACCGACGUGACACUGGUGGCACAACUGUCAAUGGACAGGCUCCAGAUGCUUGAAGCCAUCUGCAAGCACUGGGAAGGUCCCAUCAGCCUGGCACUCUACCUUUCUGAUGCAGAAGCCCAGCAAUUCCUGCGCUACGCUCAGGGCUCGGAAGUCCUGAUGAGCCGCCACAACGUUGGCUACCACAUCGUGUACAAAGAGGGGCAGUUCUACCCUGUGAACCUGCUCAGGAACGUGGCCAUGAAGCACAUCAGCACACCAUACAUGUUUCUGUCCGACAUCGACUUCCUGCCCAUGUAUGGACUCUACGAGUACCUCAGGAAGUCUGUCAUCCAACUAGACCUAGCUAACACCAAGAAAGCUCUGAUUGUUCCUGCCUUUGAGACCCUGCGCUACCGCCUCUCCUUCCCCAAGUCAAAAGCAGACCUGUUAUCUAUGUUGGACAUGGGAACCCUCUUUACAUUCAGGUACCACGUCUGGACGAAAGGGCACGCGCCAACAAAUUUUGCCAAGUGGCGAACAGCCACCACCCCCUACCGUGUGGAGUGGGAAGCAGACUUUGAGCCAUACGUCGUGGUGAGGAAGGACUGCCCAGAGUAUGACAGGCGCUUUGUGGGAUUUGGCUGGAACAAAGUAGCUCACAUCAUGGAACUGGAUGCACAGGAGUACGAGUUCACGGUGCUGCCCAACGCCUACAUGAUCCACAUGCCGCACGCGCCCAGCUUCGACAUCACCAAGUUCCGCUCCAACAAGCAAUACCGCAUCUGCCUCAAGACGCUCAAGGAGGAGUUCCAGCAGGACAUGUCGCGCCACUACGGCUUCGCGGCCCUCAAAUAUCUCACGGCAGAGAACAACAGUUAGCACCGUGGAGCCCGUGCCUGGCCAGCAGGGACACUGAGGCAAGAGCCGCUCAGCGUCUGGGGCCUAGGCUUCGAACUCCUAACUGAGAAACACUUUUUGUUUUUAUAUCAUACUUGGCAGUUCUAACAGUAGAAAUUUGAAGUGACAUCUCUUCAGACUAUGCUCGUUCAUCCCUUCCCCGACUGCCCCAGGUCUGUCGGCUUUAGCGUUCGUGAGGUGUCUGCGAGCAGGGCCGGCCGGGCGCCCUCCAAGCCACCGAAGGUGGGGACUGGGCAGGGGCUGGGAUUGCACUCCGCUCUCUUGACUGCAGAGCACAGCCAGACCUUCAGAAUAUAGGAUUUCAUGUUGCUAUUUAAUAAUUUGACAUGCUUUUUAUCUGUAAAGGAAGAUCUUCGGGUCGCUGUCCUGUGAAUUUCAAAUCUGCACUACUCUAAAAGGGAACUUUCACCUGUGAACUUUCACAGGGGCCCUGUUAACAUGGAUGACCUUGUUAAUGCAGGAUGAGCCAAAGGUCUGAAUUAGCCUUGAAAACACAGGGGACACUUAUACAAUACUGCACUCCUGAGAAGGUGUGUUACUGGUUCAGUUGUAUACAUGAUAUUGGUUGGUCUUUUUUUCUCAAAUCAAUUUUUUUAUCAGGAAAAUCCCCUAUAUCCCACCCUGCCUUGGCCCCAGUCCUAAAUGCUGCUCCUUUCCUUGCCAAGGAAAUAUCUCCCUUGUGUUUCUUUGCCAUCUUCAGUUUUGGUGGUCCAGUAAAGAAGAUCAGUAGCUCCGCCAGAAAGUGAACAAAACUUGUCACUUUAAAGUCUGUUUUCAUCAGAGCAACUUGUUCACUUGUGUCUCAUAAGAUGAAGGGCCUGGCUCUAACCUUUUAUCUUUUUUAGGCAAGAAUUGGAUUUUACCUAUAAGGCACAUUGUGCCUGGGGAAUACUGAUUUGUAGGCUCAUUUCAGUGCUGCCCAUCCGUGAAGGCACUGGGCCUUAGGCUUUAAGUGGACUUCUCUGCUGAACAGUGAAUAUAAAUGAGUAAAAGGGCAACUAGUAGCCUUGGUGCUCUCCUGCUGCCUGCUGCAAGGUCUCAGAACUACUUCGUUAAAGGAGUUUAUAAUUAAAGGAGCAGAACUGUUAGGAAUAAACUCCCCAUUGGACGGGGAGAAAAGAAUGUGUUGGGAAUCUGAGUGAGUGUUUGCUUGAACGUGGACUGGUCAAGUUCACAACAUCGGUACACACAGGAAUUUGCUGGAGGUCGAACAGGAACCUAACAAGCAAAAUGCAGAAAACAAGACACUGGACUUUUUGCCAUUUUCUUUAUCUGCAGUAUUAAUGUUGUGUUUACAUGGGAGGAAGAGAUACGGUGCACUACCCCUUUCAGGGCUAUUUGUAAUUUCUGUUGCAAUGUUAAUAGAGAAAGCAGAAACAACUCAGUGAGCAAUGUGUCUGUCUCCCUGCCCCAAACAACCACAUGUACCAAUACCACUGCCUGAGCUGGGAAACGGAUCCAUAUUGUGUUCUGCUCACAUUUUUCCAUUUUGUUUUUCAGCCACUGGACCUUCUACUUUCCUCCCCACCUCAUCCCUCUAGAGCUUGGUUUUAUUUCUAACCUGACAUUUGUGAGAGAUUUCUGUUACGGUGGAAACCACGCAGUUAAACCAGACAUUUAAACUACAAAUAUCAGUUCAUCAUUCUGUGUAUAUAUAAGAAAAGCCCAAAAAGGCAAUGUCUUUGACAAGAAAUAAAAAGGGGCGGGAGGCUGUGUGUAGUUUUCACUUCUUCCCCUGGGAGUGUUAGCUGCAUAAGAAUACAUCACUGAAUAAUUUUCCAAAGAGCUUUUUUUUUCUGUUCUUAAUGGCUUUAUGCAAAGAUUUACAUAAAAAGCUGGAGAGAGCUGAGAAGAAGUGAUAUUAGUGCUCAGUUCUGGCUAAGAUACAUUCUUCUAAAAACAUCAUAGUCUUAACUGCCCAAGUCCUGUAUUACCAUUAAAGGCACAGGUCAUUGUGCUGAUUGAGAAUUGAGAAGAACCCUGCUGCACAGAGGCUGUUGAUUAGCCAGUGUGCAGGAAGAUCCCAAAAGCUGAUCUAAGAAAGGCUACCAUUCAUUGUACCUACAUGAAAUCUCCAGUCAGAGCUUCAGUGUGGCCACCAUUAUGUUCCAUAUAUAAAAAAAAAAUUUCAUUUCCAGAUGUACAUUUCUCCUUGGCUUAACAAUGUUCCCAAGGAUAGACUGGAUUGCCCUAAGCAGCAUAACCUGUACGUUAUUUGGCUGUUCCAUUAUCAGUAUUCUUCUCAUUAUUCUCUUCUCAGUGGUGAAGGAUGGGGGAGCAGGGAGGUAAUGAUUUGCUACUUGCCUGUUGAAUGAGUCUUGGGACCUCCUGGGUAGGCUUAGGUGUGCUGGCUAGUGCAAUCAGCUGAGAGAUUGGUAGUAGGUGCAAAGAGUCCCUUGUUUUGUCCUUAUAGACACUGUACUGACUUGUAUCUAUCAUGUCAUAUUUGUCUCUGUGCUUCAUAAUUUGAGAGGUGGGGGUCUUGAGGGUUUUUAGCACAUUUCAAACAAUUUACCUGAUGGCAAGUUAGGAUUACAUAUCAGUCUGUAACUGCCAGGGCUCCUCCAACACCAUGAAAAAAUCCACCACUGACAACAAAAAAAAUUCCCAAUUCAGUUACAACACUGGCUGUCUUCCAGUCCUCUGCUGUAGUAAGUAUUUGCUAGGAACUUUGUUACUUAAUUCUCAGUUUUCUCCUGAAAUCUUCCAGAAGUAGCUGAUAAACCUGGUAACUUAAUGCCUUUGAUUUAUUGAUUUGUUCCACCAACUUCUCUCUUGAGUCCUCAAUCUCCUUAUCUUUGAUAUUUGGAAAGUGUGAGUCUCUCGUUUAGAUACCACUCCAGCACCCUCUCAGUGAAGACUGAUGCAAAUAAAUCAUUUAGAUUCUUGGCAAUGUUCUUAUUGUCUUUAAUUGUUUCUUCUACUUGCUUGGGGUGGCCUGCCUGUUAUCUUCACUUCCUGCUUUUGGUGUACUGAGCAAAUGUUCAUUUUCAGUUUUAACUUCCUACUGUUUGCUCUUCAGAUUCCCUCUUAGCUUCCUCAAACUCCAUCUUAACUGUUACAUACCUUCUUCCAUCUUUACACAGUUUUAUUUCCAUUCUCUGGAGGUUUCCUGUUUGGCCUCAAUAACUUCUGAAAUUUCCCAUUUAGUCAUAUCAACAUUUCCUUGUCUUUGUCUUCCAUUUGUCCAAGGGGUACCAUACUCCAUGGCUGUCUAUCAGCCCUUUCUAUUUUAAUCUGAGGAUUUCAGGUUUUCUUAGAGCUAUUGAUUCUUUAAAAAGAAAAAGAGGUUUUUGGUUUUAAAUUUACCUUUAAUGUCACCCUACUAGGUUUUGAGGGUAUUUUCCUCUUUCACCUUCCUAAAUGCUCACCUUUUCCUAAUUAGGGGAUCAGAAAUAAAGUAUUACAGAAAUUGGGUUCUUAUCUUGACAUAUUUUGUUCUGUGUCUCCCUUUUCCCUCUCCACUACUAAACAUUGACAUUUAAGAGUCAUUGUAAACUUUUCAAGUCCCAAAGCCAGAAUUGUGUAUUUUCCAGCAUCUUUUGACAUCCCAUCACUUUCAGACAUAAUUAUUAUGCCAAAUAAUAACCUGGUGCCUGGCACUAGUCCUCCUAUUUUUGUUUUCAUGUUUCUUCCUGUGAUGUAACAGGCUCUGCAAGUGCAAGUUUUGGGUGAAACACUUCCUUAUCAUACCCUUUAUACCCUUCUGAUAUGUUUCCACUUCUUGUCACAAUAGAUAUAUCUAUAUGUAGAUAUAUCUAUAUAUAGAGAUAAAUACACACACAUACACACACCUUCAAAAGUUUAGCUGUGGUUUCCAUCCUAUCACUUUCUCGCUAAGGAUCACCUACCAUUUACCUGCAUAGAAAAUGUCUCUGUUUAUCUGGGAUAGUUCUUAGUAUCUAUCAGGCUUUUCCCCAAGUCCUAGUUGUAGUAAUUCCUUCCAGCCUUGCUAGUUUCCUGUGUAAACAAUCUGGUCCCACUUCCUAAUUUGCUAUUUUUUUUCUGUUUGUAAUCAUUAUCUUGGAUGUCAUAGCAUAAAGGAAUUAGCAGCUGUACCUGCAGUUCCAUCACCUCAGUUAGACUGAAUAUGACAUAUGCUCCCAUUACUCGUAAAGUUCUGAUUUUUUACCUGGUUAGCUUCAUGUGGUUUGUUGGUAAAUCGUAAGAUGCAUUUUUCUUUUACUGCAACAAGCAGAGGCACUUUGUAGUGUUAUUUGCAGUAGCUGUUGCAGCAGAAUAAGCCCUGUGUUAGAGGGAAAAGCACAAAAAGCUUGUCAGAACCGUAGCUGCUGUUUCUCUCCACAGAGGAAAAUAAGGCCCUAGCACAGCUGAACAGUUUUAUAAAUGCCCUGCACAAAGCACAUUGCACAUCAUUUUCUGGUAGGUAUAAUCAUACAUCGUCCAAUUAAAUAUGAAAAAUACAUUUUUAAUGUUCUCAUUUUUAUGUGCAGUUCUACCCAGAAGAUAAUGCAUUUCCUUCUCCAUCUUGCCAGUUUCCCCCAUUACUCCAGCCUGCCUAAUAGCCCCAUCUGUUUUCGGCUGAGAAAGAUUAAUGGCCAGAAGCACUGGGAGUCCUGGCAAAUCAGCAGAGAUAUUACUCUUAGGCAUUGCUCAGGACAUUCCUUCCUGCUCUGCCAGAUACUGUAUGGGUGUUCCUCAGGUUUCAGGGCAGCAGCAGCAGAACACAGCAAGAUCAGCAAGUGGGGUGAGUGUCAUUAUUUAUGAACUUCAACCAGGUCUAACACUUUCAGUGGUGGGAGUGCUAGAAAGGGAAUGUAUCAUUGUUACCUCAAAAGAUAUUUCAAUAUUAGGGGAAAAAAAACAGCUAAGUUUCUGCAACUCCACUAGGUGAAACUGGAACAAAUAAGUCACUAGUAGAAAAUGCCAGCCAGUAAUCAGGUAUUCCCACUGCAGCAUUGAAAAUGCAGAAGCAUUGAUAGCUCAAUGAAGUCAUUUUCACAGUAGUAAUUAAUAAUGUAUAUUUAGAUGGUGUGUUUACAUCCAAACACUUAGGUGUAUUGUGGAUUAUUUGAAUAUUGUAUAUUGUUUUACUAUAUGAAAUUGCUUGGAAAAGCUGCUGGCUGUGCACAGAAAUUAUUUCUCAGGAAAUGCUUACAAACCUGGAUUUAGAAAAAUCUUGCUUUUAUAAGAGUUUAGUUUUAUGAGUAGUUAUACAUUCCCAAAAGAGAACAUAAAGUCCUUGAGAAUUUCAAAAGGAGCUGUGUCUGCAUCAGUUGGCUGGAACAUUUUCCUCGUACCCUUAUUUGGGAUUUGGGGAUUGUUUACAGAGUAGAAUUAUGAUGUUGAGUUGAAAAAAAAAUAAUCAGGGAAUUAGAAAGCCAGCCAAAUAUUUAUUUAUGUGGCCAGUGAUAUGAGCAUAUUUGUUCAGACGUGUUAGUGGAUACUCCAGUGGAAGUGUUAGGUCACUAAAGUGUCAGGAUGCAGUCUGAAGCCCAGGCUUAGAGUUUAGUAUCUGUUCAGGCAUUGUGUGUGGCUUCUCCACAUAUGGUAAGAGCAGCUUCCUUGCUUCCAGCACAUUACUAUUUCUGUAGGGUUAAAAUGUCUUAAAUCUCUGCAGCAUGGAAGUGGAAGUCACUGCACAGGCAGAAAAGGCUGCAUUUGAGAGCUCCAUGUCCAUUGCCACAAGACACAAAAUUUCAUUCUAAAAGAAAUGGUUCUGACCUGAGGGUAAUUCUCUGACCAGAGAUUUAGACACCCUUACCAUAUAUGUUCAAGAAGAGGUCCCCAAACGUAUUAGGCCAGGUGAUUCAAGCCAAGCUUAGCCUAUUUCUGAGUAUUAUAGCAACAUAAUUGUCAGUCAACAGAAGUGUGCAUUUUCAACAUUAACAACUACGUCACGAGGCUUGUGAUAAGGCUGCAAAUUCAAUCACAUGUAAGUUAGAGGAUAUGAAAUUUUAAGUUGGUGGUGGAGUUGGUGAUUUGCUCAUAAAACUUCUUUCUGUCCCCUCACACAUAUAUAGUAGGACGUGGCCUGUGCACAAGUCUUUGUCCAGGUUUUUUUGAGGGAGUUCUCUUUCUUUCUCUGCACAGAAUGCAUAAUAUUUGGGUGAAUGAAGCAGCUGGGUGUAUGAUACUUCUUUUUACUUCUUCUUUUAUUGAGGUUUUCAUAAUACGAUAGCAGUCUUAAUUUUGAGCAAAGACAGACUUUUUUUUUUCCCCCAAAGGAUAGGUAUAAUCUGUGAUUUAGGAAAAUCAACUAUCCCCCAUGCUCUCAGGCUUUCAAAGCAGAACACCUGCAGUUCUGUUCUGAACAGAACACCUGCAGUUCUGCAGGCUUUUCUCAUGUGGAGGGGGUCCUAUGAAGCUGAUGGAAAUCACACAUUCAGAGGCCUUGUAGCACUCACCCCCAGGCUACAAAUGCAAACAGCUGAAUUUGCAAGAGUGAUGAAUCCCAGCUCUGUCCAGGCAUGUCUGCUCCAUCACUGGGAUCACUCUAAGGACUAUGAGCAGUCUGUCAGGUAAGGAAAGAAAUAUGGAGUAAAUAAUUGCAGGUGGGGGUAUGAUGGGUUUAUUUUAAGUAGCCAGAUUUUCAGAGGAAUGAGGAAGACAUGAGCAUUUUGAAGUCCCUCAGAAGAUCUGUUCAUAGGAUGUGUGGGCUGGACUAACCCCAUUCUGGAUUUGUGGCAUUUCUUAACCAACACUGGCCAAUGUGGCCCACCUGCAGUAAAUUCUAUGGAUUGUAAAAUUCCUGAAAGCACUGCGAGUAAACCAUUCUCAGCUCAAAGUUAUUUAAUUUGUUUCAAUUCUUUGGAUUCCCACACUGAUCCUUUGGUGCCCUUAACAAAAAAUGAAAAAAAAAAAGAUAAUAGAAGCUUGAUAACAGUAGGAGUCUUGACUAUCCAGCCUUUCUUAAAUUGUCAGCACUAAGGUCAACGGCUGGGGCAAAGCUAGAGUUAGUGAGGUUCAUAGAAUUUCUUCUUUUGAUCUGCCUGUGGAACUCUUGUUCCAGCAGUGCUCUCCAGUGAUGCUGUAAGGGAAGGAAGAGCUGUCCAAUGCAGAUUGAUCCAUGAAUUCUUCAUCCAGUCAGACCUAACCACCAGCAGCAGGAAAGAAGGGGCACCACCACCUGUGAUUGUAGAUUGAAAUAGUGAGUUCAGUAUGAAAUCUCUUAUUCUGAUGACUGACUUUGCUGAGCUUUUCUGCAUUUUCGAUGUACACUUGCUGUGAGUGACAGAGGCCCCUUGGGGUGAGGAAAAGUUGGGACUCAGCAGUUUGCUGGUCCAGAAUGCGAAGAAGAGAUGUGUGUAUUUUCCCUUGACACCUUGCUCAGUGUUUACUAAUUAUAUUAGCACCAAUUAAUCCAGCUGACCUGAGACUCAGUGUUCAGGCCAGUGUUCAACCUUCUGCUGUGUUGAUAAGAGAAUAGACAGAUAUGCAAAAUUAUGUUUUCCAUCCAUAAUAUCAAUGAGUAUUUCCAUACAGGUUCAAAUGGCUUCCAGAGAGUUUACAUCUUCUAUUUUUCACUGUUAAGGCUUCUUCAAGGAACAGCAAAGGCAAUUUAAAAAAUAAAAAAGCUAUUGAGUACUGUAAGGACCCACAAGGAUUAACAUUCACAGCAAGUCAUCAAUAUAAAAUAUCCACCAAGUUAACCUUACAGCUUCUGUCAUAAAUGCAGAGAAUACAGGCACUAUCAUCAUCUUUCUGUUUACACUUCAUAGAGCAAAAAAAAGGGUUGUAGUAAAAAACAACUCUGAAUCAGAUCACCCAAGACACAAAUAUUUUCUAAAUUUUAUUGCUUUCAUUUCCAUUUCAUGAGUGAAAUUAAGAUAUUUAGAUAUUCAUAUUCAAAGUUGAAUAUGAGCCAGCAGUACCCCGGCAGCUAGAAGGGCCAGCCCUGUCCUGGGGACAUCAGACACAGCAUUAUCAGCUGGGCAAAGAAGGGGAUUGUCCUGCUCUGCUCUGCACUGGAGCAGCCUCAGUGCUGGGGGCAGUUUUGGGCACCCCAGUAUAAUAAAGAUCUAAAGCUCUCAGCUUUAGAUUCAGCAUCCAGAAAGAUGCUGAAGGCUUUAGAGGGGAAGCCAUAGGAGGUGUGUCUGAGAUAAUUGGGCUUUUUCAACCUGGAGAAGAAGAAACUUGGGAAGAGACCUCACUACAAUUACAACUUCCUCAUGAGGGAAAGAGGAGGGGCAGGCACUGAUCUCAUCUCUGUGGUGACCAGUGACAGAACCCAGGAAUGGCCUGAAGUUGUGUCAGGGGAGGUUUAGGUUUGAUAUCAGUAGAAGUUCUUCACCCAGGGGGUAGUUGGGCACUGGAACAGGCUCCCCAGGGAAAUGGUCACAGCACUGUGCCUGACAAAGAUCAAAAAGCAUUUGGACAAUAUUCUCAGGCACAUGGUGUGAUUCUUGGGCAUGGUCCUGUCCAGGGCCAGGAGCUGGACUUGGUGAUCCUUGUGGGUCUUUUCCAACUCAGUAUGUUCUGUUUAUUUUAAUAGGUUGCAGCUUGCUUCUGCAUCUGUCAGACUUGAAAACAUUACAGUACAGCAUUGUCUGUGGAGAAGAACAGAACUGAGCGGUCAUUGAGUUGUCCUCCAUGUUAGUGCAGGGAAAAUCUUUCCUGUAGCCUGGGGUAUUCUUCUUUAUUAGUUUGUGCUAUCACAGGUUUUAUUUCUACCUAGCUAUGUCUCUUCCAAUAAGUAUGAAAGUCUGCUGGCUCAUACCAGACCACUGCAUGAGUUCAGUACUAGAGCAGUGUUUCUCACAUGGCACCUGAGCCUCCACACAAAUUUAUUCUGCGGGGAUUUUUUCAAUUUUAAUCUUCAAGCUACACCUGAUAAAAAAUUCAUCAUUUUAAAGCUGUAAAAAUGGGUUCACUAUGUUUUGGUUUAUUUUUAACAUACUCAUUUUGUUCAAAGUUUUCUGUCUACUACAUCCAUAGACCUUCCAGAAAAAUACUGUUUUGAGAGGAAGAGUAAUUGUAAAUAGUCCUGUGUGGCUGGAAUCAGCAGCACUAUGAGGGUUAGUAAUCUAUUCAAGCCAGGAAUUUUAGCACAGGUUUCCAGUAUUUACAAAUUUCCCCCUAUUUCUGUAGGGUUCCAUUUCAGGAUCCUUCUUUAGCCAGACCAUUCUUGUGUUUUCCACUUUUUCUCCAUGUUGCCAUCUGCUGCAGCCCUAAAUCCAUCUUUAUAUCUACCUUAGGCUGGUGUUUACAGGCAUUUUAAAGACUAUAUGUACAACAUCCACAGUGCUGAGAUCUGAUGAUAACUAUUACAUAGAGAAAAGACAUCUCUCCAUUGCUGGCUCCCUUAAACUAUCAAUAACAUAUUCAUUUUAAAAAGUGAGAGAGGAGAGGAGAGGAGAGGAGAGGAGAGGAGAGGAGAGGAGAGAGGACUUAGGCCUCUAAUGCCAUUAAUGCAAAAACAAAACUUAAUCCACUUCUCCUCCCUAGGGUACCCAAAACUUGAUGAAAGGUAGCACCAAAGUGAUCUGAAUACCAAAGGAAUCUCACAGUGCCAGAACCCUUAGUUCUUAGGUGCCCAGCUAGAACCAUCCAGGCCCUGAUUCAGUCCAUACAACUUGGCAGCUCUCUUGAGACCCGUGGUGUGGGAGCUGGUCAUAGAGUCAUGGAAUGAUUUAGGUUGGAAGAGACAUCUAUGAUCAAGUCCACCACUAAGCCAUGUCCCUAAGGGCCACACCUACUCAUCUUUUAAAUGCCUCCAGGGAUGGUGACGCUUCCUGGGCAGCUUUUUCUGGUGAUUGUCAUCCUUUUCAGUCCCCUUUGUUUCCUUUGAAUCAAUGGAGUGAGCAGGACUUCAGAAGAGGGCAUUUCAGUUCACUUCAGCACCACUUCACCCCUUGCUCUGUGAGCAGCAGAAAAGGUUACAGUGCUGGUGGUGAGCAUCAGUUUUAGAGUUGCCACCUACUCGUUUAAGAUUGCAGGUGUCAAAAUCCCCUGGAAACUGAGCAGUAAGUGCUGCAAGGCUUUAUAUUCAAUAUUAGCUGACAAACUUGAGAACAACAAUCCAAGUGACAGAAAAGGUGUGGGUGGAUCAGCCACGGGAGGGGGUGAUUUGUGGACUCCAGAGACUGUGCUGAGUGUUGUGACAGGCAGCUUGUGCUAACAGCCAGGAAAGCACUCAUUUUCAGCCCAAAACCGCAGGCUUCAUAAUGGUGGGUAAAAUAUUACCCCUGGCAUUGGUGUCAGGUUGUGCCAGGUUUGUGGCAGUGUGUCAGCCAGCACAUUUCCAACAGUGCAGGUAAGAAACUCUGAGAAAGGGUAAAAUCCCCCAACAAUGGCUUUUCAUGUGUGUUUCUUUUUAAGACUCAAACCUCAUUCUUUUUCUCUCAUGGCCAAGGUGAUUCUACAUUCUCCAGGGGAAAACUGGAGUGCCAUGACCUUUAGGGUGAGCUAUGCAUGAAACAAGGCUUGUGGCACUGAAGAUUCUGACUCUCCAACUCAGCACCUUGAAUUUCCUAAUAUAUCACCUGACUGGCUGUCCUUCUGCUUCAACUCUUCUGUUUCUCUCCCCAGCUUGGGGAAAGAUUUUUAAGUAAUGUUUCAGGAAAGAGAAAAAAUGUGUCUUCUUUCCUUAUGCUGCCCCAUCUCCCAAGCACCUCCCCCUCCAGACUGAGGCAAUUUGCAUUUAACACAAACCACUUAAUUUACACAUAUGCUUCAGUCUGUGUGUAAGUUUUCUAGGUGACAAUUUUAUCGGGGAAAAUGCUGUUUAGAUUGUGUGUGCAAAGUAAAUGGCUUGUAAAUAUUAAAAAAGAAAAGGUUAAUUUUCAAUUGUGCAAUAAAAUUGUGAAAUAAUCCUCUCAA
Messenger RNA from Passer montanus (Eurasian tree sparrow), 13397 nucleotides. RefSeq names its product LARGE xylosyl- and glucuronyltransferase 1 (gene LARGE1). Gene Ontology annotation, biological process: protein O-linked glycosylation via mannose. Lineage: Eukaryota; Metazoa; Chordata; Aves; Passeriformes; Passeridae. The coding region runs from base 306 to 2576 and encodes 756 amino acids. The record is from RefSeq and is a predicted model, not a curated record. The transcript is spliced from 16 exons. Gene Ontology annotation, molecular function: xylosyltransferase activity; glucuronosyltransferase activity.